This is a messenger RNA of Drosophila elegans, 1432 nucleotides long. RefSeq names its product CCR4-NOT transcription complex subunit 9 (gene Rcd-1). The transcript is spliced from 5 exons. Lineage: Eukaryota; Metazoa; Arthropoda; Insecta; Diptera; Drosophilidae. Bases 274 to 1188 code for a protein of 304 amino acids. Gene Ontology annotation, biological process: negative regulation of translation; mRNA catabolic process. Gene Ontology annotation, cellular component: P-body; CCR4-NOT complex; CCR4-NOT core complex. The record is from RefSeq and is a predicted model, not a curated record.
CACUGUUUGGCACACACAACAUCUGCAUCUCAAAAAGUGUUAUUUUGUCCUCCUUGUUUUUCUUUUUAUGCAGAACCCCAAUCGAAUAAGUGUCAACGAUAAACUGCAUCCGAAUCCAAUUUUCAAGCCGAAACUUUUGCAGACCUUGGUUGCGUGCAGCGGAAAACCGCCGGAGUUUUAGUUAAACAAGAAACAACGAAGGACGCAAAAGUCCGGCGAAAGUUCAGAGCCACAUAUUUGUAUUUGCAAGCUUCCAAAAGUCAAAGCCUCGUGAUGAGUGCGCAGCCUAGUCCGCUGAUGAAUCCCCAGCAGCAGCAGCAACAGCAACAGCAGCAGCAGCAGAGCGAACAGGAGAAGGUGUACCAAUGGAUCAACGAGCUGGCCCAUCCGGACACCCGGGAGACCGCCCUGCUGGAGCUGAGCAAGAAGCGGGAGACCGACCUGGCCCCCAUGCUGUGGAACAGCUUCGGCACCGCCUGCGCCCUGCUGCAGGAGAUAGUCAACAUAUAUCCCUCGAUAACGCCGCCCACACUGACGGCACACCAGUCGAACCGCGUGUGCAACGCCCUGGCCCUGCUGCAGUGCGUCGCCUCGCAUCCGGAGACGCGCACGGCCUUCCUGCAGGCGCAGAUACCACUUUACUUGUACCCCUUCCUCUCGACCACUUCCAAGACCAGGCCCUUUGAGUAUCUGCGUCUCACCAGUCUCGGCGUCAUUGGAGCACUGGUCAAGACCGACGAACAGGAGGUGAUCACCUUUCUGCUGACCACCGAGAUCGUGCCCCUCUGCCUCAGCAUCAUGGACAGCGGUUCGGAGCUGAGCAAGACCGUGGCCACCUUCAUCAUCCAGAAGAUACUGCUCGACGAAUCUGGGCUGUCGUACAUUUGCCAGACCUACGAACGCUUCUCGCACGUGGCCAUCACCUUGGGUAAAAUGGUCAUCCAGCUGUCGAAGGACCCCUGUGCCCGUCUGCUCAAGCAUGUGGUGCGCUGCUAUCUACGCCUCUCGGACAACACUCGCGCUCGCAAAGCGCUGGGCCAGUGUCUGCCCGACCAACUGCGAGACGGCACAUUUGCGCUGUGCCUGCAGGACGACAAGUCCACCAAGCAGUGGCUGCAAAUGCUACUCAAAAACCUGGAGCUGGGCGCCACCCCGCAACAGAUCGGAAUGUCGCCGCUGGGUUCCUAGAAAGUAUUUCGAGUAUUGCUUAGGCCUUAGGCAUCUGCGAGGCCUCGGCAUCCCCACGAUCUGCAAGCCCCAUCGAUGAGUGAGCCAGCCAGCCCCGUCUCGACCGAAUAUAAUUAAUAAGCUUGCACGAGAUUGCCUGAGUUUAGCCUAAGCAGAGCUGUAAUAUAACUAUACAUAUAUACCGUAAAGUAAUGUUUAAAGUAAGAUCGUCACUGAUAGCAAAUAAAGAACCUCAUGCAGACGA